Doryrhamphus excisus (bluestripe pipefish) is the source of this 2620-nucleotide messenger RNA. RefSeq lists its product as uncharacterized. The record is from RefSeq and is a predicted model, not a curated record. NCBI's taxonomy places the organism in Eukaryota, Metazoa, Chordata, Actinopteri, Syngnathiformes, Syngnathidae.
UAAACGAAGAAGAAGAUGCGGAAGCGGAAGAAGAAACGUCAACGAAGAAGAAGUUGUAGGCCUGCCCUCCCCAAGCUCAGCUUCAUUCUCUUCACCGUGUUAGCAAUGGGUCCCAGGAAAUGUUUUUUCCGUUGUGAGGGCAAGCUAGCUAUGUUUAGCCUUCCGACCGAAGAAACCAUCAGGAAGAAGUGGUUUAAGAUGAUUAUUCCCGAGCAGCAAGAAGAGAAAAAUAUGUUCGUCUGUCAACGGCACUUCACAAGAGACUGUUUUUUGAACAUGGGCCAGUUCGAAGCUGGACUGUCCGUCAAAUUGUUGCUUAAACCCGACGCCUUUCCCACUAUACUUGGUCGUCGUGAAGAUCAACCCGGUGCAUCACAACGGGCUCCGCCGAGGCCAAAACACAGACACGUGGGCUGCCAAACGGACACUAUACAUACCGCCACGCAGAUCACACAGAUCAGCCCUUACAUGCAAUCUGUCGGCACCAUGAUGUUGUCCUAUCCGUCUACAAAAUCUGUCGCCACCCAGCUGUCUUACAGUACGCUGAAACCACACGUGAGAAGCAAAGGGGUGCAGGCAAGCGUUUUAGUCAAAAAUGUUGCCACAGGGACAAAAAAGCUGAACACAGUGGUUCAGGUUUCUUCCGAGCCGGCGAGGGGGUUUGCACCUUUGGAGGGUGCCAGACGAGCAAAGCGACCGCGUGUUGAUUAUGAAGAGAAGGAGUACGAGGAAGAAGAGUUUUUCGAAGAGAGCGAGAAUGAGAAAAUUGAAGAGAGCGAGUACGAGGUGGAAGAAUUUGACGAGGACGAGGAAGAAGACAUUGAAGAAGAAGAAAUUAUGGUUGUACACGACUCAAUGUACGAAUCUGUUGACUCCUUUAAGGAGCCAUCAAAAAUGAAUGAAAAAGAGUCAAGGAGAGAAUACAAUGACAGAAAGUACAUUGUAUUUGAGAGCUGUCUACUAGAUCUAUUCCAAACCUGUCCUGUGUGCGGUUCCGACUGCCAACUGCAACCACAGCGGCGGGGGACAUUUGUAGCCUAUGUUCAGCUUUGCCUCAACUGCAAACAUACCAGAAAAUGGCAGAGCCAGCCACUGAGAGGAAACACUCCUGUGGGAAACCUCCAAAUGUCUGCAGCUAUUUAUUUUACCGGUGGAUCCUUCAGUCAGGUGGACAAGAUAUUCAAAGCCAUGAACGUCCAGAUGUAUCCAUAUGACACCUUUAGGAGGCAUGGCCGGAAUCUUCUGGAACCUACAAUAAACCACAAAUGGAAACGGGAUCAGCAGACUCGGAUUGAUUCGCUGAAACAGGAAGGCAGUAUCGCAGUGAGUGGAGAUAUGAGAGUAGACUCGGCAGGACAUGCUGAAAAAUAUGGCUGCUACUCUCUGAUGCACCUGGACAGCAACAACAUCAUCGACAUCCAGCUUGUGCAGAGCAACGGGGCAGGUGGCGGUGUACACAUGGAGAAAGAAGGACUCAAGAGAGGACUUGAUCACCUGGAGAAAAAUGACGUCAAAGUGGAUUACAUCCUGACUGACCGCCACACACAGGUGCAGACAUUUCUGAGGGAGCGCGGGAUCACCCAGUAUUAUGAUGUUUGGCACCUUGAGAAAGCGCUGUCUAAAAAGUUGCAAGCGCUAGCAAAAGGCAAGAACUGCGCAGUGUUACAGCGGUUGUUGCUUGCGAUUAGACACCACAUCUACUGGACCGCCAUGUCUUCAACAUCGGGACCGGAGAAGGCAGAAAAAUGGAAGUCCAUCGUAAAUCACAUUCAGGAUAUCCACUCGCAUGACGAUCCACUCUACCCCAAGUGUCUUCACGCUAAAAAACAAUUUCAGCCAUGUACACUGCCUUUGUACAAAGUGGAAAAAUUAUUGGUCAACAAAAGAGUUCUCCGGGAUGUGGAAAAACUAAGUGAUGACCAUCAGACGUCUUCACUGGAGUCUUUCCAUCGUGACAUUUUACAAUUUGCACCAAAGAAUGUUGUUUUGCCCUACAUUGGGAUGCUGUGCAGGUUGUACUUGGCUGCCAUGCAUUUUAACGAAAAUGCACCAUGGCAACAAACAACUUUGGAGUUCAAGGAACAAGCGACUGCGAAGCCAGUUAAAACCAAACCAACUUCCAGUUAUGUCAGUGACCUGAUGAGGCUGCUUUUUGAGGUCGUGUUGGAGGACCCAACCAAGUACACACAGGAACUCAAAGAAAUCCCCGUCCCAGACGACCUUUGUGUACAGUUUGAAAGACUCUCCGAGGACGAGGUCAUCGCCACAUACGUCUCUAGAUUCAGUAGAGGGACGAAUAGCGGAAGCGAACUUAGCAGCCACAGGGAUCAGGAACGUCCUGGUGUAUCUGGGACACAACACACGACGGAGUGGGGAACCUGACACGCCCACCCGGGUAUCCCCCGACAUCAGCUUACAAAGCUGCGGCAUGCAAGACGCCUGAAACAUCUGAAGGACGGAGAAGAAGACACCAAAUUGAAUUAGUCUUUUUCUCUUUGCGCUACAGAUGUUGCUGUAUCAGCAGCUUUACAUACGACUUAUGAAUCUUAGGUAUCAUAGGUAUUUUUUAUGCAAACAUGGGUACAAUGCAUUUUAUAUUGUAAAUAAAUUAUUUACUUGA